Molecule: messenger RNA, 1329 nt
Organism: Mytilus trossulus (common blue mussel)
Lineage: Eukaryota; Metazoa; Mollusca; Bivalvia; Mytilida; Mytilidae
Product: cytochrome b-245 light chain-like
Exons: 6
Coding region: 63-587 (174 amino acids)
Molecular function (GO): heme binding
Source: RefSeq, a predicted model, not a curated record
GUAUUAAAUUACUUCCGGGAUUAGAUAUUGAAAGUAGAAAUAAGGAAGUCAAAGUUGGCAAUAUGACUUCUGGAGUGAAGAUGGGACAAAUAGAAUGGGCGAUGUGGGCUAAUGAACAAGCCAUCGUCAGUUCUUCUAUCAUAAUACUAGGAGGAAUACUUGGAGUGGCUGGAUUUUUUAAAGGAUGGGAAAUUGGAAUUUAUGCCAUUGUAGCUGGUGUACUUGUUUUUGUAUUAGAAUAUCCAAGAGGUAAAAGGUUAAAAGGAAGAACACAAGAGAGAAUGUUUCAAAAAUACUUUACUAAACUUUUGAGUUGCUGUGGGCCUGUUUCCAGGAAUUACUUUGUUAGAUUUAUUAUGCAUUUAAUACUGUGUAUACCAAUGUGUUUUAUACUAGCUACAAUAAUGGGAGGAAUCUCUUUAUUUACAACAGCCAUGAUUUAUUUAGUGGCAGCUUUUAAAGGAGAAGAAUGGAAACCAGUAGGUUUAGAGGAAAAGACAGAGAGUACAGCUAAACUAGAUGCCAAGUCAUUCCGUCAACCAAAGAUGCCCCCUCCCAGAGCACCUCCUUCAGCCAACCAAAUCUAAUCUCAUGGGUUGAAAGGAUUUUACGCAAGGGUAUUUUUGGACAUAUGUCUCCACAAAGCAAUAGACAUUCUCAAUUUUAAAAGUAAAAAAGUGUAAACAUUAUACAUUUUGUAUAUGACUGUAUACUGCAUUUUUUCAUGAGUUAUUUUUACAAUCACUUCAAAAAAAAAUCCCAUUUAUAUCAUGUUUGUUCAAUCUGAUUUAAAUAAAGAUCCUAUGUAUGUUUUACUUACAAGAAUCUGGCAAUAUCUCAUUUGACUUUCUGUUCUAGUAAUUAUAACAUCAGCUGAAUCAUUUUAAGAUCUUUGUAAGCCAUGCUUGGAUACAGGAUUUGAUUUUUUAACAGAUUUUUCACGACUGAUUGAUCUAUUGACAUCAAUCUUUUUUGUUAUCUAAGAUUAAGAUAGAAUUUUUAAAAAGUGAAAAGGACUUAUUCAUUUGUUCUUUUACAGUUAAAGGCAUGUCUUUGUUAAAAACUUUUUUUUUUUAAUUUUAAACUUUAUAGAAUAUUAUAGUUUGAUAUACACACUUUUAUGCAUCUUUCAUAAUCUGAGGACAUUUUGUGCAAUAAAUCUUCCUUUUUUAUUACCAAAAGGUAUUAUAUUCAUACAUUUAGUACUGCUAUUUUCAUUAAAAUUAGACUGUGUGUACCCAUAAGUGAAAACAUAUCUUGUUACAAAGUUUAAGUUGAACAUCUCAUUCUGAUUGUGUGUAGCAGGGAAAUUAAGUGUGAUUUGAAGAA